Messenger RNA from Cylicostephanus goldi, 375 nucleotides. NCBI's taxonomy places the organism in Eukaryota, Metazoa, Nematoda, Chromadorea, Rhabditida, Strongylidae. The record is from the annotation of a GenBank genome assembly.
AUGGCGACGUCUUCAGAAGGACCAAAUCAGCUGUUCAUCGGCACAGUACCUGUGACUUUGCUUCAGCCCAGCAGAAGUGGACCCGAAUACUUAUCGUCCUUGGUUGAUGUUGUUUUGAAACUCGUGGAGAGGAGAUAUGACAGUACUGAAAAAGAAUAUCGACUAGAGAUAAGCCGGCCAGAUGAGUUCGAAUUCCUCUAUGCAGAGAGUAUAACUCGAUCAAAAUAUCAGAUUCUUGCAAAAUCCUGGAACCUCAAUGCGGACUUCGACGACUUUCCAGUAAAAAUAGUCCGACUUUUACGUGAACGAAAAAAUGCUAACUCGCCUGUGCAAGUGACUUGUACGUUGAGUCAAGAUUCAUCGCUUUGCACGUGA